AUGAAAAUCCUCGGUCGAAUUGACGGGUCGAUAUACGGCGCCAUACGAUCCCAUAGCUCCGUGUCGCGAGCUAUCCAGUCUGCUGCCCACGGCCAACAUGGCGCCAACCACCACAACCUCAUUAUCGCGGCCGUGUCGAGCCUUUCGUGUCCGUCCCGUAGUCUCAGACGCACCAGAUCGGAAAGUGCAGCUCCGGUGUGCGCCGGCACCAACAUCUCGAACUCUGCCUACUCGACCAUAACGACCCCAAACUAUCGAAGACCUUCGAACUCCAUCAGCUUCACCUCACAUACCCCCCAAAAACGAAACCAAAAUCACACUAGCUCGGCUGCUGCUGCUGCUGUUGAGCCAUAUUGGCCCGUCACUCCAUGCACCCUGCCUAGCAAGUCCCGCGAGGAACUACUCUCUUUCCUGGACUAUUAUGACGAGGUUACUGUCGAAGAGCAACUAGAAUUCCUGAGGGAUCCGUACCGGAGAGGAUAUGCUCCUGCCGCAGUGCAACCGCUGAGACUAUCCGAGGGACCCCAUGACUAUUUCUCUCCCUCGCCGGAAGAAUUAGAGAUGGGUGAUCAGGAAGUGCAACAGACCCUCAGCCGCCUCCGAUCCGCCAUUACCCAGAAGCUUCUGCGCGCAAAUAGCAUUAGCAACGACGAUAUUUAUGAUGUGUAUCGAUCCCUUCCCGAACCUCGAAUGCACUACCUGAGUGGGCGCCAGAGGCAUGCUCUGUUCGCCGCGCUUGGCGCCACAGAGCGGAAGAACGCAAAGGAUAUGCUUCGUUAUUUUGCCGUCGUUGCCGAUGUAAAAAAUGCAGGCUUUUCGCUCACAAGGACGGAAUGGAACACGGCAUUGUCCUUUGCCAGUCGCUACGUGGGUGCUUCGAGUCAAACAGAGACAGAGGCAGCCCUACACCUGUGGCGAGAGAUGGAGCACGAUGCAGGAAUUUCGGGCAAUGAGGUCACCUUCAACAUCCUCUUUGACGUUGCUGCAAAGGCGGGCAAAUUUGCGCUUGCUGAAAUGACCUACCAGGAGAUGAUCACUCGGGGCCACCAUUUCAAUCGAUAUCAUCAUGUCAGUUUGAUCCACUACUUUGGUCUCAAGCUGGACUCGAGCGGUAUGCGCGCCGCUUACAAGGCAAUGGUCGACAAUGGGGAAGUCAUUGACACGCGUGUGCUCAAUUGCGUCAUUUCCGGGUUUUUACGCUGCGGCGAAGAAACCUCGGCCGAGUUCGUUUACCACAUGAUGAAAAAGUCGGAUGAUAGGUCAAAACUCAUACCUCAACGCGACUACUCAUUCAACAAGAUGGUCAACAAAGUACUUCUCAUGUUUAGCCGUUUGAGUCGGAAGCAUCCGGAUCUUAGUGAUGGACCCCAAUCUGCUACUGCGUUGACUCCUGACCUGGCUACCUAUAGAAUUCUUUUAAAUUACUAUGGCGUGCGGCUGGGGCAGAUGUCACAGGUCGUCCAAUUCCUGGACGAGAUGAAAUUCUUCAGGGUACCUCUGCAUGGCUCAGUCUUCCUGGCCUUGUUCAAGGCCUUCUCUAUACAUGGCGGCAAUCCGAAUACAGCUUGGUCGGUCAAGAGACUUGUGGAUGUGUGGCAUGCCUUCCUCGACGCCUUCGAUGGAGGUGCGAACGGCUUGUAUAUCAACACAUGGAUGGCAAUGUGGGUGCUUCGGGCAUUCGCAAUAUGUACAGAUUCGAAAGAAGAGGUUCUGGCUGUAUAUGAAGAGCUUAGGGCCAGGUGGCCGGCGGACGACGGGACGGAUGCUUUCAUGUUAGAUUUCUUGCACAAUUUAAUUUCGGAAAAAGGCUGGGGUCCAAACAAUGUCCCCCUGAUACCAAUGUAG
Messenger RNA from Pestalotiopsis fici W106-1, 1845 nucleotides. RefSeq lists its product as uncharacterized. The transcript has a single exon. Gene Ontology annotation, molecular function: protein binding. The record is from RefSeq and is a predicted model, not a curated record. NCBI's taxonomy places the organism in Eukaryota, Fungi, Ascomycota, Sordariomycetes, Amphisphaeriales, Sporocadaceae. Bases 1 to 1845 code for a protein of 614 amino acids.